AUGAAGAUUUCUGUCAUUCUGGUCGCCUUACUGGUCGUUGUGGUCGCCAAUGCAAAUGUUGCCGAACGGGAGCAGACACGCAGGGAUGCACAACGUUCAUAUACGAGGCAAACUGGACAAACGAGAGAAAGAUCCGGUCGACCUGACGGACGGGAUGAAACCGAAGAUGAAGCGCAAGACCAAGUUGAUGAUCGGGCGGUUGAUCAACGAGAACAAACUGCUACACGGGAUCGAGUGACCAUAAAGCUCACUAGAGAGCGUGUUGCGAGACCAGAUGCGGACGACGAAGCGGAUGAGGCGAGUGCACGACCGAACAGACAGCGUGCUCAACACGCAACAAGAAAACAACGUGAUCCAGAGCAAUCAGAGGAGGAAGACGAGGAUCGUGAGACACGGACUGACCGAAACGAGCCAGACAGAGAUGCACGCAGAGAAACUGGAAGGCAGCGACGAGUGCGAUUAGAUCGAGUCCGAGAUAAUGUUCGACGUCGCGCGCGUUACGACUGA
Echinostoma caproni is the source of this 507-nucleotide messenger RNA. The record is from the annotation of a GenBank genome assembly. NCBI's taxonomy places the organism in Eukaryota, Metazoa, Platyhelminthes, Trematoda, Plagiorchiida, Echinostomatidae.